This is a messenger RNA of Cyclospora cayetanensis, 768 nucleotides long. RefSeq lists its product as uncharacterized. The record is from RefSeq and is a predicted model, not a curated record. The coding region runs from base 1 to 768 and encodes 255 amino acids. NCBI's taxonomy places the organism in Eukaryota, Apicomplexa, Conoidasida, Eucoccidiorida, Eimeriidae. The transcript has a single exon.
AUGAACAGGCAUCAGCACCCAACAGGAUCUGCUGGCGACGGCGCCGCCGAAACACCCCAGGACUCCAGCUCUUUAGAACUGAAGGCGCAUCAUGUGACAGUAACGGUCCCAGAGUGCCCCAGCAGCGCUGCUUCAGCCUUCCCAGCUUCAGAACCAGCGGUAGGGCGCAGCAGCCAGGAUGCGGCAACUGCCACCACCGGAAGAGAGAUUCCGGGGGCAGCCGCUAGAAGCCCAUCCUUCGCCGCUCGAGAGUCUGUUUCGACGUCCUCUGGGGAUAGCAGUGCUAGAUUGCGUGGAGAGUGCCUAUCUGCAGCGCCUCCGUCUGGUGUUCCUGUACCGCUGCGCAGCACCUCUGCAGACUCCCCAGUGGUGUCCAGAGUGCCUCAUCAGCGCGUGGUGAGUUUCGAGCAUCCGAACCAUUCAAAGGGAGAUUCAACUGCAGCUGACGCAGGCCGUGUCAUACCUCCAUCCCGGCCAGAUUCACGGCGCGCUGAGAGAGCAGGCAACUCCGCUGCGGCGGAAAAGCAAUACACAACAAGAGGUGUUCAGACCUCAGUACCAGCAGUUCCCCCCGUCGGUGCUUCGUGCACUCGCCACCCUCCUCUACGUGCCUUCUCGCAUUUGCCUGCUUACGAUCGAUGUGUUGUGCCGGAAGACAGCUUCACGGACAAAUGCGGUCGCGGCAAACUGAUUGGUGAGGCACUCUGCGCGCCUGCACACACGUUUGCAUGCCCCUACUGUGCUAGAAUCUGCAUGGAAUUCGCGUGA